AUGGCUUACUGCAACGGUAUAUUUAAACGAAUGAAGCCGUGGGGUUUCCUUUCGCUAUGUGUUUUCUUAGGAUUAUAUGGCAUGAACACAGCUCUUCUAGCUCUUCAUUUUGUUUAUAGAUACAUUGCUGUUUGUAGGCAAAAUCUGCUGAAUAUCUUCCACAACACAUCCUCCAUAGCCGCUGUGAUUAUGUCAGUAUUUUCGUGGGGUCUGAUUUACGGUUUUAUAACGUUUUAUUGUUUUGCCCCCAAUGAGCACUACUACAAAUAUGCCAACCAAUCUGUUUAUGAAACGUUUGGAGUAGAUCCGCACACUAUAUCUUUCUUCUGUGUUUUUACUCAUGUAAGUUAUAAGCAAAGGUUUCUGCGAAUGUUACCCAACAAAUUCAGGCAAAAUCUGCUGAAUAUCUUCCACAACACAUCCUCCAUAGCCGCUGUGAUUAUGUCAGUAUUUUCGUGGGGUCUGAUUUACGGUUUUAUAACGUUUUAUUGUUUUGCCCCCAAUGAGCACUACUACAAAUAUGCCAACCAAUCUGUUUAUGAAACGUUUGGAGUAGAUCCGCACACUAUAUCUUUCUUCUGUGUUUUUACUCAUGAAAAGAAAGAAGGUGCGACAAUAAUUCACUGGCCAUCAACCAUUGGGCUAUGUAUUGUCUUUGUCAUGAUGAUAAUCACGUUUACACUCAUGAUGGUUUGUGGCAUUAAGAUGCACAGAACUUUGAAACAAUCUUCCAUGAGUCCAAAAGCAAGGAAGUUGCAGAAUCAGAUGUUAAAAGCUUUGGCACUGCAGGUUCGUAUUAACAUUGGAUUCUUUCCAUUUUUUUGA
This is a messenger RNA of Cooperia oncophora, 825 nucleotides long. The record is from the annotation of a GenBank genome assembly. NCBI's taxonomy places the organism in Eukaryota, Metazoa, Nematoda, Chromadorea, Rhabditida, Trichostrongylidae.